UCUUACUCCUCAGCAUCCAGUAAACCCCCGAAUUGGCCCCAAGAAAGCCUACCACGCAGCUGACUACCACCAGCGUAGUAAUCACUCGAGUAUUUAGCCUCCUAGCAUUAACACACUAUAAUUAGUCCAAACUACAUAAUCAUCCUUCCAAACUCAGUCUCUGAUCCAUUUAACAGACCACAUCAUUUUACCUCAUACCAUCCCGUCCCAUUGCAACUCCAUCAACACGAGCAUCAAUACAUGCAAUCACAAUGCUUCUCCUCCUCUUCUCAAUCGUCAUCCUGAUCCUCUUCUUCAAUGCUAAAUCCCUCCCACUCGUCUACUCCUUCCAGCUCCUCCCCUCCCUUUACCGAAUCCUGCAACCCCGCAACGCUCAACGGCCCAAAAAGCUCGUAUCCCCGCACCCAAUCAACACUCCAGAUCUCUUCUAUCCAGCCCUACCCAGCCUCUUCCGCCCCCACACAAGCCAAACCCACUGCCCCCUGCCGGAAAUCGACCUCAACCUACACAAAAGCAACAGCACAUUCUUCACAGAUGCGGAUCUCAGCCGCGCCCGCCUCCUCAGUCGCCUCCUUGGGCCGGCCUUGGCAUCGCUAGGCGGAAUGCCCAUGCUAGCUGCAGUCCAGGCGCGGUUCCUGCGUGAAAUUCGCCCCUUUCAGCGCUAUUGCGUGACUACUCGGAUCCUGGCGUGGGAUCAGCGGGCGUUGUGGACGGUUACGUAUUUCUUGAGGAGGGAAGUGUAUAAGGGAAUGAGGGAGGUGGACCUUGAUGGAGGGCCCACGGCCGUGUUGACGGAUAGGGAGCUCCGCAAGGGGGUGUUGGCUGUGCUGGUCAGUCGGUAUGUGGUUAAGGCUGGGAGGGUUACUGUGCCUCCGGUGGAAGUGUUGAAGCGGGCGGGAUUGUUGGUACAUGGUGAUGAUGAGGAUGAAAUUCGUCAUAAUUAUGGAGAUAGGUCUGCUAGCAAUGUUGAGGGAAAAGAGGGGGAUUCGCUGGUGGGAGAGGUGGGUAAUAAUUGCAGGAGCAUCGACGCUAGAAUCCAGCCGAAGGAUGGAGAGGUCUUGCCUGCAGACCGUGUGCAGGAGAUGAUUGGGUCUGCGAUGCAGUUCAUCGGAGAAUGCAUGUUGUAACCACACAUGGCACCCAUGGGGAUGGGUUACGUGGAAAAGGAACACUUUUUGCUUGUUUGGGAACGCGGACAGAAUGUAGGGUGCGGGGUGCAGCAGUUCGAG
Molecule: messenger RNA, 1229 nt
Organism: Aspergillus vadensis CBS 113365
Lineage: Eukaryota; Fungi; Ascomycota; Eurotiomycetes; Eurotiales; Aspergillaceae
Product: acyl-CoA thioesterase
Exons: 1
Coding region: 252-1127 (291 amino acids)
Source: RefSeq, a predicted model, not a curated record